CUUUCGCAGUCGUUGUCUUGUGUUUUAAACCGUAUGUGUCCAAAUCGUUAAAGCGGCUGGAACAAUUAAACCGUGUUUAACAUGUUACCAACUGUCCUGAAGACCCCGGAGCCAGGAUUCUGCUUCGAAAACACGUUGAGAAAUGCCACAUUGGAUGGCUUAGUAAAGGGGGAAAAGCAAAAGCCACUUAAAACUGGAACAACUAUUGCAGGAGUUGUGUUUAAGGAUGGAGUGGUUCUUGGUGCAGAUACUCGGGCAACAUCCAGCGAAGUGAUAGCUGACAAGAUGUGUGCCAAGAUUCACUACUUGGCUCCAAACAUUUAUUGUUGCGGAGCAGGGACUGCAGCAGACACACAGAAAAUUACAGACCUUAUCUGCUCCAAUCUCACCAUCUUUUCAAUGAACAGUGGCCGGAACCCUCGUGCUAUCAUGGCAGUCACCAUCCUACAGGAUACUCUCUUUAGAUACCAUGGCCAGAUUGGUGCUAAUCUGCUUCUAGGUGGGGUAGACUGCACUGGAGGUCACCUCUAUGAUAUUGGACCUUAUGGAGACAUGGACAAGGUUCCAUUUCUUGCUAUGGGAUCAGGAAAUCUAGCAGCUAUGGGAAUUUUAGAGGAUGGCUUCAAAACAGACAUGGAUGAGGAGUCUGCCAAACAUCUGGUUCGGGAUGCAAUUCAUGCAGGUGUAAUGAAUGACCUGGGUUCAGGUCACAACAUCGACUUGUGUGUCAUAACAAGAAAAGGAGUUGAUUACCUACGGCCAUACCAAGAGUCAGAAUACAUAGGAAAAAGAGAGGGUCGCUACAAGUACAAACCAGGAACAACUGCAGUACUCACAGAACACGUUCAGCAUUUCGAACUGGAGUUGGUCAAGGAGAGCGUUCAAACCAUGGAAACCUCUUAGGAAAAAAAUAUGCUUGAAUGUAUAUGUGCCACUCCUUGUUUCUGAAUGAUUACUGAUUCUAAAGGAAACUUAUUGAAGAGCAAUUAUCAAUUAUCUUUAUUCCAUCAAUGAAUACAUAAGGAAUAAGAAAUAAAGUGGCACUUUGAAUGUGA
This is a messenger RNA of Triplophysa dalaica, 1055 nucleotides long. It is a transcript of the gene psmb13a, whose product is annotated as proteasome 20S subunit beta 13a. Gene Ontology annotation, molecular function: threonine-type endopeptidase activity. Lineage: Eukaryota; Metazoa; Chordata; Actinopteri; Cypriniformes; Nemacheilidae. The record is from RefSeq and is a predicted model, not a curated record. Gene Ontology annotation, cellular component: proteasome core complex. The transcript is spliced from 8 exons. The coding region runs from base 82 to 903 and encodes 273 amino acids.